CUGCAACAGGAGUCUGGACGGUACACGUUUCAGGUGGCGCUUGAUGCCAACAAAGGCUUGGUGAAAGAGGCAGUUGAAAGGAAUUUUGGCGUUACCGUUUUGGCUGUCAAUAUUACGAUGCUACGGGGCAAGCAAAAGCGGUAUGGCCCCAAGAUCAAGAAGACUCCGGAUACCAAGAAGGCCGUGGUCACGCUCAAGCCCGGCGACCGCAUCAACCUGGUGGAGGGUCUCUAG
Messenger RNA from Geodia barretti, 234 nucleotides. The record is from the annotation of a GenBank genome assembly. NCBI's taxonomy places the organism in Eukaryota, Metazoa, Porifera, Demospongiae, Tetractinellida, Geodiidae.